Messenger RNA from Rattus rattus (black rat), 1515 nucleotides. It is a transcript of the gene Trmo, whose product is annotated as tRNA methyltransferase O. NCBI's taxonomy places the organism in Eukaryota, Metazoa, Chordata, Mammalia, Rodentia, Muridae. The transcript is spliced from 5 exons. Bases 338 to 1411 code for a protein of 357 amino acids. The record is from RefSeq and is a predicted model, not a curated record.
CCUGUAACCAUGCGCGGCUUGGAGAAGCAGGGUCCGAGUGCUACAGCGGCCUCAUGUGGGUGCGCUCAGCCGGACCUGGAGACAGGUAACUUCUAGGAAACAGGCCGCGCCGCGCCCUAAGCUAGAUUGCCGGCUUCCCUGCCCGGAAGAACGCGAGCUGCCUGACGUGUGUUCUUGUCCUUGCCGCCAAAGGAAUCUUUUAACUGAGCCAAUAGGGUACUUGGAAUCAUGUUUCUCAGCCAAGAUUGGUACUCCAAGGCAGCCAUCCAUUUGUAGCCAAUCCAGAGCCUGUUUGAAGAUCAGAAAGAGCAUCUUUAAUAAUCCUGAACAUUCCUUGAUGGGCCUAGAACAGUUUUCUCAUGUUUGGAUCUUGUUUGUCUUUCACAAAAAUGGCCAUUUGAAUUACAAGGCAAAAGUGCAACCCCCUAGGCUGAACGGGGCAAAGACCGGAGUGUUCUCCACACGGAGCCCCCAUCGCCCGAAUGCAAUAGGACUGACGCUGGCCAAGCUGGAGAAGGUGGAAGGUGGAGCUGUAUACCUGUCUGGAAUUGACAUGAUACACGGCACACCUGUGCUGGACAUAAAGCCCUACAUUGCCGACUACGACUCACCACAGAACUUGGAGCCACAGACCAAACACCACAAGCCGAGGGCUGCGGGCCCAUCUGACGCCACAGCUAACAGUUGUGACCAGCAGCUGCUCUCAGGGUGUGAGAAAGCACAGCCUUGCCACAGCACCAAGGAGAAACCGAAAUGCCUCAAACACAGGACCUCGGAUGAAAACUCCCAGAAGUUCAGAGACACCUCAGAAAUCCAGCACACUUUGCCAGAGGACAGAGAGAGAGCAGUGGAUUUAGCCCUGGAACCAAGCAGAGAGGAAAGCAUGGAUGUGCCUGAAGAUCAGCUUGGCCCACAGGAGCUGAAGAGCUUUCUGGAAGAAGGCACAGAUAGACCAAGGAAAGUGGAAGGUGCCUUGGUCCUGUGGGAGAGCAGUGCAGAAACACAGUGGGAUGCUUCCUGCCAUGCCAGGACAGCUGACAGAGUGCCCUGCAGUGUUGUCCCCAGCUGGGUGAAGGAGGCUCCUGUAGCCACUUUACAAGUCCGGUUUACUCCUCAUGCAGAGAUGGAUCUGAGGAAGCUCAGUUCAGGAGGUGCUAGUCAGACGUCGUUUAAAUACUUCCAUUCCACAGAGGAAGCCAAGUGUGCCAUUGAGGCUAUGCUGUCAGCAGAUCCUCGGUCUGUGUACCGGCGGAAGCUCUGUGAGGACCGCCUUUUCUUCUUUACUGUGGACAUAGCACACGUCACGUGCUGGUUUGGUGAUGGCUUUGCAGAAGUUCUGAGGAUUAAACUGGCUUCUGAGCCUGUUGAGGUGGCUGACCCUGAGGAAUCUUUGGUGGCCUUGGGGUCUUGAGGAACCUAGAAUGUUUUCAGAAGCUCUGUUGGUGUCUGGAUGUGCCUGCUCCUGUCAUCUUCCUGCUUUAAUUGACUCUGUUUAAAAUAUUUAUGUGAAGGAAA